AUGCCUCUCUACAAUAUCACUCUGAAGACCAACGCCCCCGUUGAGGAGCUGGAAAAGGCCAAGGCCUUCGCCAGGGAGAAGGGUGGUGUCAUCAGACAUGAGUACAGCAUCAUCAAAGGCUUCACUGUUGAGUUCCCCGAUGACACCGUUCAGACCCUCAAGUCUACUGAACAUGUCCACAUUGAGCAAGACGGUGCAGUGAGCCCUCACUAG
Molecule: messenger RNA, 213 nt
Organism: Penicillium roqueforti
Lineage: Eukaryota; Fungi; Ascomycota; Eurotiomycetes; Eurotiales; Aspergillaceae
Exons: 4
Coding region: 1-213 (70 amino acids)
Biological process (GO): vacuole fusion, non-autophagic
Molecular function (GO): endopeptidase inhibitor activity
Source: RefSeq, a predicted model, not a curated record